This is a messenger RNA of Abrus precatorius (Indian licorice), 405 nucleotides long. RefSeq lists its product as uncharacterized. Bases 1 to 405 code for a protein of 134 amino acids. The transcript has a single exon. Lineage: Eukaryota; Viridiplantae; Streptophyta; Magnoliopsida; Fabales; Fabaceae. The record is from RefSeq and is a predicted model, not a curated record.
AUGUCUAGUAGAGGUAGAGGUAGAGGUAGAGGAGCUAGAGGCACCAAUGACCUCAUGGAGCGCAUGGCUCAGAUUGUGGAAGCUAUGGUGCACAAUCAAGGCAGAGAGUUGGCUGAGUAUCGAGGGUUAUCUGCCUUCACUAGGCAUGAUCCUCCAAAGUUUGAGGGUGGAUUCAACCCCGAAGGAGCUCAAAGGUGGGUGGUUGAUGUGGAGAAGAUUUUUAAUGCAAUGGGAUGUCGUGAGGAGAACAAGGUUACCUAUGCCACCUACUUGCUGUGUGGGGAGGCUGAGGACUGGUGGAGGUUUGUCGGUCAGACCCUACCACAAGAGGAUGGCUACAUCCAGUGGAAAGCAUUCAAGGCCACCUUCCUUGCGAACUACUUUCCCCGGGACCUAAGGAAGUAG